Messenger RNA from Ectocarpus siliculosus, 1140 nucleotides. The record is from the annotation of a GenBank genome assembly. NCBI's taxonomy places the organism in Eukaryota, Phaeophyceae, Ectocarpales, Ectocarpaceae.
AUGGGGAAGCAGAGUGGCGGGAAUGCCAUGGACGAACACUGCUGGGUGCGGCUGCAUACGGCAAGAGCGAGAAGAUGGUACGGGCUCUGCUCACCGCGGGGGCGAAGAGUGAUUGAUGUAAACGCUCUCUUUGGGGGUGAAAGCGAGUCCGCUCUGCACGUUGCGGCAGCGCGGGGGGCAGAGAAGGCCUCCACAGCGCUCAUGAUCGCCGGAGCAGACCCGAAUCUGCGCGAUCGGAUGAAUCGUAGUCCGCUCCAUCUCGCUGCCGAAGCUGGGCACCGUCAUAUCAUAGGUAUCCUUCUGAAAGGGGCCGAUGUAGACGCGUGGAAUGAUCGCCAGGAGACUCCUCUCCACCUGGCUGCUUCCAAGGGCCAUGCGCCGUGCAUCUCUGAGCUUUUGGUGGGCGGCGCAGACAAGGAUGCGAUCGAUAGUGUAGGUCAAACGCCACUGUGGCAUGCGGCAGAUAACAACCAACUCGAAGCUACCGAAGAGCUUCUAGCUGCCGGUGCAAACUACCCUGGGGCUGACGUCGACGCGGAGGCCACCGGCAGCGAUUGCUCCACGCCUCUCCACGUUGCCGUUGAUCGUCGUGUAGCAUCAAUCGGCACGAUCGGCGCCCUUUUGGAGGGAGGGGCGGAUAUCCACGUGUUUGACGAAAUCGACGAUACUCCACUGCACAGAGCUUGCAAGCGUUCGAGUGUAACUGGUGUUGAGCUUCUGUUGCGUCGGGGAGCAGAUGAGGAGCUCACGAACGAGGAAGGAGACGCCCCUGCGGACAUAGUAGGAGCGUCGCCGAGUAACGCCACCGUCGACGAAGAAAUCGAGGUCGACAACCAGCGCAUUCGCCGAAUGCUGGCACGCGCCCCAGCCGAUAGGUCAUGGCGUCGCCGCGGCUUGCUGGUGCUGAGUCGUUCUUGCCCGACCAGGGUGCAGAUCGCAAACAGAAGUAGCAGCGGCAGCUCUAUCGGCAGCAGCAAGGGUUGCUUCGCCAAGGUGUCGCCGGCCAGCCGCAAAAAUUCGGGCGGGGAUAACGAGGAGACGGGAGACCAGAUGGUGAUGGUCGACUGGAGGUAUUUGGUUUGCAGGCUGAUCGAACUGGAGGUUGAUGGCUUGUUCCGCUUGGUGGUGGGCUUCGUGUGA